Pochonia chlamydosporia 170 is the source of this 1422-nucleotide messenger RNA. RefSeq names its product ribosome biogenesis protein YTM1. The coding region runs from base 1 to 1422 and encodes 473 amino acids. The transcript has 2 exons. Gene Ontology annotation, biological process: ribosome biogenesis. Gene Ontology annotation, molecular function: protein binding. Lineage: Eukaryota; Fungi; Ascomycota; Sordariomycetes; Hypocreales; Clavicipitaceae. Gene Ontology annotation, cellular component: preribosome, large subunit precursor. The record is from RefSeq and is a predicted model, not a curated record.
AUGGACUCCUCACCGACGCAGGUGAAGGUCAUCUUCACCACAGAUGAGCAGGAUCUGCAGCUCCCGGAGUCCAAGAGACAAUUGCUCGUUCCAGCGGAUAUCAAGCGAUAUGGCCUCUCUCGAAUUCUCAACUCCGAGUCCAUGCUGGACACAUCCUCUCCCGUUCCCCUUGACUUCCUCGCCAACGGCACAUUUCUCCGCACAUCUGUCGAAGACUACCUCAAGUCCAAUGGACUAUCAUCUGAAACGACUCUCACCCUUCAAUAUGUCCGCAGUUUGAUCCCUCCCGUGUAUCAAGCCAGUUUCCAGCAUGACGACUGGGUCGGCGACGUCGAUGUCCUAUCUGCCACAGCUCCCGCCAGCACAGGCGUCGACGGCGUCAUCAAUGACAGAAUUGCCAGCGCCUCAUACGAUGGCCUUGUGAGAAUAUGGAACCCGUCAGGCGACGCGAUUGCCACGUCGACAGCCGGUAGAGCUGGCGGCCACACCUCAAGAGUCAAUGCCGUCCGGUGGUUGUCUACCACAAAGCUCGCCUCAGCGGGACUCGACAGAAAAAUCAUCAUCUGGGACUAUUCCGAAUCGGAUGACGGUUUUUCAGGCUCGUUGAAACAUAACAUGGAAUUAUGGGGGCAUGAGAAAAAUAUCAACACCAUCGAUGUCAAUUGCGCUACGGGACGAAUCCUCACUGCUUCCUCAGAUGGCCGAGUCGGUCUCUGGACUUCGUCCAAGCGGGCUGCUCCCCAAGCAGACCCUGAGAGUCUUCCCUCAUCUCAUUCCACGAAACGUGCCAAAUUAUCCGCCGCUGCCACAACCGCUCAACGUGGUCCUUUGGCUAUGAUGCCGAUGCAUGAUGACCAGGUCACUGCUGCGGUUUUCCACCCUCACGAUUCAACCGUUGCGUACUCGGCGUCGCAAGAUCACACAGUCAAAACAAUCGACUUGACCACGCAAAAGGAAGUCUCAAGAUUGACAACCCUCCACCCAAUCAUGUGCGCUGCAGCGCUGCCGGGAAACUCACUCAUUGCUGCUGGCUCUUCCGCACGGCACAUCACUCUCCUCGAUCCUCGAGAAUCUGCUACCGCUACAGCUGCCAUGACUCUCCGCGGCCAUAUCAACAUGGUUGUAUCUCUCUCACCAUCCCCAGACAACGAAUACUCAUUGGUAUCCGGAUCCCACGACAGCACUUGUCGCGUUUGGGAUCUCCGAAGUGUACGUCCGGCCACGUCAGAGGAAGGGUCUGGAAGUGUCAGCGAGCCGGUCUACACCAUCGGCAGGGAGUGGCUGAACGGCAAGAAGUUGCCGCCAGCAGGUGAUGGCGCCAAGGUAUUGAGCGUGGUGUGGGAUAAGUCGUGGGGCAUUGUGAGCGCUGGAGAGGACAAAAAGGUGCAGAUUAAUAGAGGUAGAGGGCUUUUGGCUUCAUAG